GUUUUGGUCCCAAGAGAAACUUGGCUUCUAUACAUAAGUCCAAAAGAGGUACACGAAAUUCUGGCUUACUAGAGGUAUUUUGUGGUUCGUUCACUCUAUUUCCAUAUGACUCAGAUCAUCUAAGUUCAAAAAGAAGACCACAAAUUCUUAGAAACUCUUUACUAGAAAAUCUUGACGAAACUUGAAGAAUACAAGCAUGGAAUCAAUGAUCAGGAUAAUUCUGCUAAGCUUGAUAAUCUUCAUUACCAUCCUCUUUUUCAUAAAACAGAAAAAAGGGAAGAAAAGCAACACACCUGCGUCACCACCGAGACUUCCGUUGAUAGGAAACCUUCAUCAACUCGGUCGCCACCCUCACCGAUCACUAUGCUCUCUCAGCAAUCGUUACGGCCCUCUUAUGCUCCUUCGUUUUGGCCUUGUCCCCGUUCUUGUAGUCUCUUCCGCAGAUGUGGCUCGAGAUAUUUUGAAGACGUAUGACCGCGUUUUUGCAAGCCGGCCACGGUCAAAAAUCUUUGAGAAAAUAUUUUAUGAGGCCCGUGAUGUGGCCUUAGCUCCUUAUGGAGAGUAUUGGAGGCAAAUGAAGAGCGUGUGCGUCCUCCAUCUCCUCACCAACAAAAUGGUCAGAUCCUUUCGAAACGUGAGACAAGAAGAGAUCAGUCUGAUGAUGGAGAAGAUCCAGAAAUCAAGUUCUUUGCAAGUGAAUCUAAGCGAGCUCUUGGGGAGUUUAACUAACGAUGUGAUAUCUAGAGUUGCUUUGGGACGGAAAUAUAGUGAUGAAACGGAUUUUAAGGAGUUAAUGAAAAGGCUCACGAAGCUACUGGGCGAGUUUUGUGUGGGGACUUAUGUACCAUGGCUUGCAUGGAUUGAUUGGAUCAGCGGUUUGGAUGGACAACUAAAAAAGACAGGUAAUGAUCUUGAUGAAUUCUUGGAGAAAGUUGUCCAAGAUCAUGAAGAUGGCGACGCACAAAGGACUGACUUUGUGGAUGUAUUGCUCAGAAUCCAGAGGGAGAAGAGCGUCGGGUUUGAAAUCGACCGGUUAAGCAUAAAGGCAAUCAUCUUGGAUGUUGUUGUGGGUGGUACGGAUACAUCGUACGCACUUAUGGAGUGGGCAAUGACAGAGCUUCUUCAUCGCCCAGAGUGUCUGAACAGACUCCAAGAAGAAGUCCGUACGAUUUGUAAGGGAAAUUCGAGUGUAUCAGAAGAUGACAUCAAAGACAUGAACUACUUAAAAGCUGUGAUCAAAGAGACUAUGAGGCUACAUCCUCCACUUCCAUUGAUGGUUCCUCACGAAUCAACACAAGAUGUCAGAUUAGGAGAUUACCACAUACCUGCGGGUACACAGGUAAUGAUCAAUGCUUGGGCGAUCGGGAGAGAGGCUGCGACGUGGGGACCAGACGCGGAGAAGUUUAGACCGGAGAGACAUUUAAAUUCGUCUGUCGAUUUCCGAGGUCACAAUUUUGAGCUUAUUCCAUUUGGAGCAGGGAGAAGGAUUUGUCCAGCAAUAUCAUUCGCUGUGAUCUUGAUUGAGGUGACUUUGGCUAACUUAGUGCAUCGGUAUGAUUGGAGAUUACCGGAGGAAUAUAUAGAAGAUCAAACCAAUGUCGCUGAAUCAACCGGUAUGGUGAUUCACCGUUUAUUCCCUCUUUACGCCAUUGUAUCAUCUACUACUUGAUGGAUGCAUUAUACAUAAAUGCUUACUAUUAUGUUAUGUCUACAAUAAACAUGUUUACUCAUUUGAAAAUGUUGCUACCAAAGAGAAGUUUGAGAUUUUAAAGUCUCAAGUUCCUAAACUAAUUUAGAAAGCCAGGUGAGCUUACUUGAUUUAUUGUUAUGUUCAACAAGCAUCAUUAGUCCCUUCUCAAGUG
This is a messenger RNA of Arabidopsis thaliana (thale cress), 1862 nucleotides long. RefSeq names its product cytochrome P450, family 71, subfamily A, polypeptide 22 (gene CYP71A22). The record is from RefSeq and is marked reviewed. The transcript is spliced from 2 exons. Gene Ontology annotation, cellular component: membrane. NCBI's taxonomy places the organism in Eukaryota, Viridiplantae, Streptophyta, Magnoliopsida, Brassicales, Brassicaceae. Gene Ontology annotation, molecular function: oxidoreductase activity, acting on paired donors, with incorporation or reduction of molecular oxygen; monooxygenase activity; heme binding. The coding region runs from base 197 to 1669 and encodes 490 amino acids.